Molecule: messenger RNA, 960 nt
Organism: Cloeon dipterum
Lineage: Eukaryota; Metazoa; Arthropoda; Insecta; Ephemeroptera; Baetidae
Product: zinc finger protein 596-like
Exons: 2
Coding region: 369-956 (195 amino acids)
Biological process (GO): regulation of gene expression
Cellular component (GO): nucleus
Source: RefSeq, a predicted model, not a curated record
AGCCCUGAAUGUCAUUUUGCUGCCAUAUUUCAGUAUUCGAGCUGGAACUUUAUUUUUAAUUUUAUUGAAAAAUUAUUUCAAAUAGUGGGAAAAUACCCUGUUAAUACCUAAAAGCACAAAAAUCGAUGCUAUUUUAUUUAUCAACCCGACUCUUGUAAUGAUUUGCUUGCUUUUGCAGCAAAUUCACGAUUUUACUGCUUUAAUUUUGCCAGCUAAUGUGAUUUUUUUAAUUCUUAUUUGUGUUUUAGUGUGCCAUUUCCGCCAAAAUUAUUAUAAACCUCAAAAGCAAGAGAUGGCAAUGCAACAAGUGCUGGGAAUUGUUCGGAACGCGCGGCCUGCUGGUCGCGCACCGCAAGCAGCAGCACCAGAUGGAGCGCCGCGAACCGCUGACCGCCAUGUGCGAGAUCUGCUCGAAAACGUUCAAAAACCGGUCGCAGCUGCGCGUGCACUUCCGGCUGCACCUCGACUCGCAGCGCGUGCACAAGUGCGACUUCUGCGGCAUCACGUUCAUGUUCAAGAACCAAAUGCAGAACCACAUUUACGUGCACCUCGGCGCCAAGGAGCACCAGUGCGAGUUCUGCGCGCGCACCUUCGCCCACCCCGCCAGCCUGCGGCGCCACGUGCGCUUCCACCACCUGAACAAGCGGCCGGAGAAGAAGCACGCGUGCCACUUGUGUCCGAAGCGGUUCACCGACCUGUUGCCCCUGCAGAGGCACAUCCGCAUUCACACCGGGGAGCGGCCGUUCGCCUGCGAGAUCUGCGACUCGCGUUUCUCGCGCGACGACAAGCUGCGCGAGCACCAGUUGCGACACCACGACGUGAUGCCGCAGCGCUGCGUCAUGUGCGGCGCCGGCUUCCGACUGGUGCGCGAGCUGGUCGCCCAUUCCUUCGAGGUGCACAAGGCCCACCUGUACGACCUGUCGCGGCAGAAGCAGCGCCUCGUCACCCGGCCGUGAAACC